UUUAGCUGUUGCCAGUGCUUCGCAGUAGUUAUGGAGUGCAUCUCCUCGUUUCCCGCAAACACAUCUAACGGCUCUCUGUCGUGAAGACUUCGUCGUCUCUCAUCAGACGCUUUUAAUCGAACAGCAUCUUGGAUUCAAAAUUCUUCCAGAUGUUCGCCACUGUCAACAUAGGUGCUAAGGGCACCUUUUCGCUCAUCAUUCCCGACACUCAGGGCAGAUUGCUAGAAGAAAUGGAUAUCAUCUUUGGAUCUGUAUCAGCCGAAAAACGCAGUGCCGAUGUUGCGAAGUUCGAGCAUGCUCUCGACAUUGGCCCAGAGAUUGGUUCAACGAGAAGCAAUGACUACAGCGAUACGAAGGCUUGAUAACGAUGCUCGAAAAAUUUAUGUCCUACGAUCUG
This is a messenger RNA of Lentinula edodes (shiitake mushroom), 397 nucleotides long. RefSeq lists its product as uncharacterized. NCBI's taxonomy places the organism in Eukaryota, Fungi, Basidiomycota, Agaricomycetes, Agaricales, Omphalotaceae. Bases 150 to 362 code for a protein of 70 amino acids. The record is from RefSeq and is a predicted model, not a curated record. The transcript is spliced from 2 exons.